Molecule: messenger RNA, 3249 nt
Organism: Triplophysa dalaica
Lineage: Eukaryota; Metazoa; Chordata; Actinopteri; Cypriniformes; Nemacheilidae
Gene: ccnd2b
Product: cyclin D2, b
Exons: 5
Coding region: 379-1257 (292 amino acids)
Biological process (GO): mitotic cell cycle phase transition; positive regulation of G1/S transition of mitotic cell cycle; regulation of cyclin-dependent protein serine/threonine kinase activity
Cellular component (GO): cyclin-dependent protein kinase holoenzyme complex; nucleus; cytoplasm
Molecular function (GO): cyclin-dependent protein serine/threonine kinase regulator activity
Source: RefSeq, a predicted model, not a curated record
UUUUUUAAAGGGCUUAGCUAAAAUGCAAUGCGUUUGCCCUGACGAGGCAGUAAAGCGAGAAUGUGAGCCUUUUUGCAACGUGAAUUGAGAAUGAGGAGGAGACUCUGACAUUUCCUUUUGGGUGGUCAAGCAGUCAGAAGAGUGAAGCGCUUCAUCUGUCCGGGCUUUAGAUAGAAAGUCUCAUGGCUGGGAUUACAGCCUCCGUGAUGUAAAAAGCGAAAGCGUUAACAUUGCAUGUCAAGACAAAGCCGACACAUCACAUUGAUGCCCAGGGCAAAACUAUCGUCAUCAUUAUCUUUCACUUUGCACAUUCACAGCUUCAUGCAUCUGUCACUUUGAUCGGUUCAUUUUAGACGUAAGAAGGGGGAACACCGCAACAUGGAGCUUUUUUGCUUGGAAAACGAGACGUACAUGAGAGCCAAGAAAGAUCCGAACAUCUUCUCCGAUGAAAGAGUCCUGCAAAGUCUCCUAACACUGGAGGACAGAUAUGUCCCACAGAGACCCUAUUUUAAAAGCGUUCAAAACGACAUUCAACCUUUCAUGAGGCGAAUUGUCGCGACGUGGAUGCUGGAGGUGUGUGAGGAGGAGAAGUGUGAAGAGGACGUCUUUCCCUUGGCUAUGAACUACCUGGACAGAUAUUUAGCCGCGGUUCCAACGAGAAAAUGUUACCUGCAGCUGUUAGGAGCCGUGUGUCUUUUACUUGCAUCGAAAUUAAAAACUUGCCAGCCGCUGUCGCCCAAGAAGCUCUGCAUAUACACAGACAACUCCAUCACGUGUCAACAACUGCUGUGGGAAUUGGUGGUGCUGAGUAAAUUGAAGUGGAACAUGGCUGCAGUCACCCCUCUCGACUUCAUCGAACACAUCCUGCACAAACUGCCCAUUCCUGAAGACAGACUGACGGUCAUCCGUAAACACGCGCAGACCUUCAUCGCCCUCUGUGCGACAGAUCACAGCUUUACCAUGUACCCUCCGUCCACGAUCGCCACAGGAAGUGUGGGGGCAGCAGUAUGUGGUCUUCAGCUUCAGGAGAAGGAACACAACAUGUGGGGUUACAGUCUGAUGGAGAUGUUGGCUAAAAUCACCAACACUGAGGUGGACUAUCUGAAGUCAUGUCAAGAGCAGAUCGAGCAGCUGCUGGUCAAUAGCCUUAAAGAGAGUCAACAUCCACAAAAACAAGAGGGUGGAGCCACCAGCAAAACGCCAGACUCUCAGAACCUGUCCUGCACCCCCAUAGAUGUGCGUGAUGUCAACUUAUGAUGUCCGUUUCUGUCUACCACAACUCCUCAACCUACAGAUAACAUUUAUUUUGUCCUUUGUGUAUUCAGGAUUUUAUCGUAGGCCACGUAAAGCUUGAUGUUUAUAAAGGAGCUGCUGCAGUCGCCUCAAUUCCGCAGGGGAUGCUGUUAAACAUACUUGAAUUUCAAUUAAACGGCCAUGAAAUAUAACUAAAUAACCCAUUAUAUUAUAUAUUAAGUAUACAUUUGUAUUGGCUAUACUAUAUAAUAUAAUCUCCUAAUAUGAAUAUUAUACAAAAAUAAUAAUAAUUUUGGCAUACAUAAUAUUUUAUUUCAAGUGGCGGUUUAUUUUCUAUACUGGGAAAUAUGGGGUGCACUUAGAUGCUAGUUUAAAGCUAUAAAGGACAAAGGUUGUAUAUUCCUAUCACACUGUAUGAACAUUAAAACAUUUCAAAGCAGCAAAUGAUCGCAAAUGAAAUAAUAACUCAUAGUAAAUAACAUGCUCAAAUACUAAUGAAUGUUAUUAUAAACAUACUGCAUAUUAUUAUUUAACAAAUUGAUCAUUUUCAGUUCCCGCAUGUCCAUUCCAGUUUCACAAGCACAGGAAAAUGUCAGAUGGAUAAAGUAUGUAGUGACGGAAAUAAAGAUUGAUGUGAGAUAGAGAAGCGGUGCAUUGAAAAGAGUGGAUAGAAAGAUUGUGUACGUGUUAGAAAGUUUAGUUUGAGAAGUGUGUGAUUAACAAGUUUCUGAGAGGUUAGUUUAUAUUGAUUUAAACAGACUGUGCUGAAGAAAAGUGGGGUUUGCUCAUGUUUUGACAUUAUAACACGUGCAACAGAGAUAUGCUGGAGGGAUUUCUGGCAGUUUAAUAGUUUGGGAGUUUUGAAAAUCUUUAGUAAAAACACGACACAGAUGCACUUUCAGAACAUGCCUCCCGACGGUUUACCGCGACAUUCAAGAGGAGGACAAAUUAUUUCUUGGGGUUUUAUUAUUAUUUUUAUUUCUUAAUAAGUUAUUCUUGUUUGGGGCUGGUUUCCCAUAUUAGGUUUACUUGUGGGUUAUAGUGAUACAUUUAGUCCAAAAACUGAUCUGACUGUCAGCUAUUACAGAAAUGAUGAAAGUUGACAUUAAAGAUUAGUUGUUUUCUGUAGUUGUGUUGAAUUCAUAGAUAGACAUUAUCAAAUUUAUAUCACUUUAUUUUGUCAUUACUUUAUUUUCCUUUGUUAGGAUGAACAUCAUCAACUUGAAUAUUUUUCAUAUUUUAAAUAAUAUUUUAAAAACAUAUGCCAAUUUUCUUUCUGUCUUUAUAAUUUGAUUCUUGCACUUUUUUGUAAAUGGAUUGUUGGAAAUUGAACUCUGUAAAUUCUUUAGAGACUCCAAGAAAGUUUUAUUAACUGAACAUUUAAAUGUUUUGUUGUGACACACUCGUGCCAUUCAAACACAAAUAUGCAAAUUAACUUCAGGUUUGUGCACAAAGUUUCAAUAUUUAACUGUUCAUUUUUAUGUUAACAUGUUCAUGUAUUUUCACACAUUUAGCUUUUCAAUUAUUGAGUUUGUGUGCUAUCAUAGCUUUACAUUCAUUUUAUUUUAUUUCGUUCUUUUCUUUCUGUGUAAACAUUUUUUUUUACUUGUGUUCCAGUGCUGCUAAAAGAAAAAUGGACAAAAAAAGAGCUAUUGUGUACCUUGUUGCUGCUAUAUCCUUAAUUGUUAAAUGUGUUUCAUGGUAGAUGUUUUCAUAUUUUUUGUUUUGCUUUUUUUCCUGGUGAGGUGAGUCUAACAGAACUUCAUGGUUACAUGCAGAUAGUCUUAUCUCUAGCUGUUGCCUGACUUCUUUUACUAUUAUAUUGGUGUUAUGAAACGCCUUUAUUGUCUUCAAGCACGUACUUGCCCCCAUCACAAUACCUCACAAUACUUCAGGUGUAGAAUAGAAAGAUUAAUUUGAGACCCUACUGGUUUGUUCUUUUGUUGCUUUGUCAAAAUUAAAUGACCAAAUGAAAAAAUAAACAGUUUUAUCUGA